CUAGGCCUUCCAGCCGCACCUCAGCUCCGGAGGCAGGGAUGCGACAUGGAUGCAGUCGACCGAAGAGGUCACAUAGGGAAAGUCGUGCAGCUGCCACAGCAUCUCGGUAUAGGAGAUCCGCAGCGCCUGCCGGUGACGCGUGUCCCGACGCCUCCCUUUCUUCUUGCUGUCGCUGUCAGGUGGUGCCGAUGUGCCGUCCUGUGGUCCGUGUGGUGGCUGCCUAUCACCAUCAGCAGCAGCUGCUGCUGCCGGGCCUCCCUGAUCCUGCGCCUGACGCGCACGCGCCUGCACGCCGCCGAUCUUCGUGUUCUGGAUGCCGUAGCUGUUGAUGCGAACGUCGGUGAGCGCGUUCCUGUCGGACUCACGAGCCAUCCUCAGGCUGGCCAUCGCCUUCUCCUCGGCACCCGCCACAUACCUGCUAACAUUCAAGCAAGACAAGCAGCAAGCAGGACGUUCAUCAACCGCCGUCACAGAAACAUGCAUGAGAUGAGAUGUGUCGUCAGCUGCUCGCCGCCUCACUUUUCGAGAUAGGCCUUCACCCACUGGUAGUAGACGAUCUGGACGUUGACCGAGCAGCACAGGAGGAAGGCCAUGUCGGGAAUGAACUGAGACAUCAUCUCAUCGCCCUUCAUACAGGGAGGGUAGUGCCGGCCCCCCUCCAGCUCGACAACCGGGCGCAGCAGCGGAUAGUCCUCGCCGUUUGGCGUCGGGCUCCUCCCGUCCAGCCCGGCCACACAUGCGAUGCGGUCCUCCGACUCUUCGGUCAGCCCCCACUUCUCGAGGAUCCGCAGGACCUUGGCUGAGUGGUUGGACUGCGCUCGCUCGUAAAGGUGUGUGUUCGUCACUCGAUUGGGUGUUCGCCGACAGAUCUUCCUCACGUUGCCCUCCCUGUCUGUCACCUCUUUCAGACAGCGGCCGACCGACUUGCUGCAGUCGUGGCGCAAAUGCUCGUUCAGAAAGUCCUCCCUGUCGAGGAAGUCCGCCUCGUUCUUCACAAUCUUGAGGUCCUCCGUGAAGCGCUCG
This is a messenger RNA of Vitrella brassicaformis, 1023 nucleotides long. The record is from the annotation of a GenBank genome assembly. NCBI's taxonomy places the organism in Eukaryota, Vitrellaceae.